Solea solea (common sole) is the source of this 3104-nucleotide messenger RNA. RefSeq names its product serine protease 23-like. Gene Ontology annotation, molecular function: serine-type endopeptidase activity. Gene Ontology annotation, biological process: proteolysis. The coding region runs from base 582 to 2015 and encodes 477 amino acids. The record is from RefSeq and is a predicted model, not a curated record. The transcript has 2 exons. Lineage: Eukaryota; Metazoa; Chordata; Actinopteri; Pleuronectiformes; Soleidae.
GAGAGAGAGUGUACUUGUUCUUGAACUUUGUGAGGACCAACAAACUUAUAAAGACCAAAUGCCUUUUUGCCUUAUUUUAACCACUGGUAUUUGUUGCCAAAAAUCACAUAUUUACAUCUAACUGAAUUAAUUUGACCUUGGGAAUAUCACAGUUUAUCUGCCUGUGCAUUAAAAGUAUUUACAGUCCCGUCCACGGGAGGAUAAACACCCCAACAUAAUUAAUGUCCACAUCUUGGCUCUUGUUUUGACCUCACGCGCAGUAUCAUCACAUGAUCAAACGCUCACGCUUCCAGCCUCCACCUCUCCUCCUGCCCACCUGUCUCUCUGCCUCUCUGUCUGCACGCCACUUUCUUUUCUUUCUUUUCUUUUUUUGCAUCAGAGUGGGAUGCGGGAUUUCUCUGAGGAUGUCAUGCGUGCUGCUACUGUAGCGGUUGCAUGCGCAUGCAUUUCUUUGAGCUCAGGAAAUGAUGGGUCCCUGUCUACUGGAGGCUGUUUGGAUGGAGAGGAUGUUUUGAUAUUUUAACAGAGGGAGAACGUGGACUGGACGUUGCUGCAGUUGUUUUCUGAACGUUUUCAGUGGAAUGGGCCUCAAACACGUCAAGUAUCUGCUGCUCUGUGCGGCUGCAGUGACACUUUCUGGAGUUUGUGGUAAAGAUGGGAUCAGCGAGUCAAACAGCUGGGACCGCCAGAGGCUCCCGCUGCUGCUGAACACACACACACAGCUUUUAAAGCGCUCUUUAUUUAGAGGGCAAGAGCAGGAGGAUGAGGAGAAAGGUAGAGCUAGGACACUCUGUGGGAUUGAGUGUCAAGGCAGCCUCCCGCCUCUAGACCAGACUGAGCAAGAGAGGAUUCUAGGGUACGAGACUAUGUACGAGAACGGCACACGUACACACACGGAUGUCAGUCUGCAGGAUUUUAAUAAGUCAUAUGCAAGAACAUCAGCACACACACAGACCCACACCCGCAAGAAACGGGAGGUUUUUGGAGCAGACGGACGCUUUGUGAUCUCCGAUCCACAUUUUAUCACCAACUACCCGUUCUCCAGUGCAGUUCGCCUCUCCACAGGCUGCUCUGGAGUCCUGGUGUCCCCAAAACAUGUGCUGACUGCAGCUCAAUGCAUCCACAAUGGGAGUGAGUACCUGGAGAGCGCCAGGUGGUUGAAAGUAGGAGUACUGCAGCUGAAAACCAAAAGAAGAAAAGGAGGAGUAGGAAGGAGGAGAGGAGUAUGGCAGAGGGGUGGGAGGAGAGGUGAGGAGAAAGGAGAGGAGAAGGUAAUGGAGGAGAAAGAGGAGCAGAACAGAUUAGACGGAGAUGGAGUGAGAGGCAGGAGUGGAGUCAAAGGCAGAAGACGCCAAAGAAAAAGGGAGAAAGGUCAUGUGGGAGCUGAUGAUGGAGUUGUGGAUGAUUUUGAAAGAGGAGGGAAACAGAGGAGAUUCAACCGCGUUCGCCGCAAUAUUGGACCCAGAAACCAGCCUGUUUUCCGUUGGACACGAGUAAAACUAACCAAGCUCCCUCAAGGAUGGAUCCAGGGCAAGAGCUCCACCAACUCUGUAUCCUCUGACUAUGACUAUGCCCUUCUGGAGCUUAGACGCCCAGUCAAACAAAAGCACAUGAGGCUCGGAGUCGCUCCUUCCACCGCCGCCCUCACUCGGAUCCACUUCUCGGGCUAUGACGUUGACAAAAGCCUGCUGGACGGACGCGGAGACGAGAAGGUGGUGUACCGAUUCUGCUCCGUGGCAAAGGAGUCUGACAAUUUGAUGUACCAGCAGUGUGACGCACAGCACGGUGCCACGGGGGCCGGCAUUUACGUUCGUCUCAGACAGGAAGUGGGAGACGCGGGCAGGAAAGUGAAGUGGCAGCGGCGGGUGAUUGGGGUGUUUUCAGGUCAUCAGUGGGUGGAGAUGGGAGGAGGCCAGCUGAGGGACUUUAACGUUGCUGUGAGGAUCACGCCUCCCAAAUAUGCUCAGAUUUGUCACUGGAUCUAUGGAGAUCCAAGACUCUGUAAAGAGGUCUGAACUUAGAAAGCAAAGUUGUCACUUUAAGAGGCUCAAGGUGACUGCUCUGAAGAGUUGUCCUUGUUAGUCAGAAAGGUCUUGGUAAGAAGAAGGACUUCGAUACGUUGCUUAAAUGCUGAAAGUCUUUUAAGUCCGUUGUUUGAGUCUUUUAACAACAAAUAUGUCCUCCCUCCCAAAAUGACCUAAACCAAGCACUAAACCCGCCAUUAGAGAGACACCAUUAAAGCUUCAUGCACACCUUGUUGUAUAGUUUAGCCUAAACGUCACUUUGUGUACCCAACAUCAAAUACAUGUCUCAGAUAUUGCAAUGUAUAAAAUCGAGAACUUACUAAUACACGUCCUGUGCAGCUAUUAUCCUUAAAAGUCCAGUGUCUAAAGAGGAGUGCCAUCUAAUGGUGAGACUGGAGCAUGCAACAAACAUGUGCAUCAAGCACUAUGUUAACAUUUGCAUAACAGAAACUCUCUCUGCUGUUUUCUCAUCUCUUUACAUUGGUUUAUGUAGGCAAAGCAGUUUUUUACUUGCAUUGUGAGCUUCUGCUUAACAUGAAACACACAUCGGUUCAGGUUGUAGAGGAUGAAGAUUGCAGCUUCUGUAAGCAACCCUAUUGUCUAAAAGUACUUUUUAUUUUAUUUUACAGCUGUUAUACACUUAUACAGACACAAUCUGCCAAUAGACCCUCCUUAAAUGUUGCAUACUGAAUGUUUAAAUAUCAAACCAUUCGAUAUUCUUAAAAAAAACACUUUAUUUAACUAUAGUUUUUCAUUUACAAACUUGCUGACUUCAGCCUCAACCAAAGAUGAUUCAAGUGACAUCACACAAGGCUGUAAAGUAGUUUAUUUAAUAGGUUUAGUUUUUAAGCUAUGUUAUUAACUUUCAGAUUCACCAGAAUACUAUCAUUUCACACUCUCAGCUAAGAUAUAACUAUUGCACUUUUUAUGGCUAGGAAAUAUUAAUAAUCACAACUACAUUUGCAUUUUAUUAUACAUAUGUACUGUAUUUGCCGAGUCCUAACGAUGUUAGCUUUUUCAUACUAUAUGUGUUAAAAUACACACGUUUCAUUAAUUUAUCAUUAAAUAUGUAAAGUCUGA